AUGACAGAUAGAGGGCGGCAGAUUGUGGCUCGAGCUAGAGUCGAGUCGCCGCACUUGGUAGCCUCUUCUCCUGUGGCUCCACGGGAGCCCUCACCUUCCCGAGUUCGGAGUUUUAUGCAGGGUCGCACUCGUCCGGUCCCAGUUCUACCGCGGGUGCAGCAGCCACUGACUCCGUCUUCUACUUCGCCUCAGACGGGUUCAGUGGUGCAGCCGCUGUCGGUGGAGACGUUGUCCGCUGCGUCGGCGCAGCAUGCACAGCCGACCGUGGGGUCUUGUUGCGCGCCGGGGUCGACAGGGGGGAGGCCGGCCUCGCCGCCCCACCAGGCCGUGACACCCAGGUCGGGGCGGCUUCCCUCGGGGCAGCAGGCCACGGCGGCUUUGGCCUCGACCCCCGCGUCGGGAUCCUCGCCACAGCCGGCCACGGCGUCCCCGCUUCAGACCGUUGGUGCGGCCGCGCCGUCGGUGCAGCAGGGCGUCGUGGUAUCUUCUUCGCCGAGGCAGCCAGCCUUGGAGGGCGACGAGCGGGAGGGCCGGAUGGUCACGCAGGCCGUGCCUUCUCCGUCUCUACCUGUUCCGAGUGGCGCAGCGGUGGAGGAGCAGCAGACUCCGGGGACCGAGCCGCCUAUGGCGGUUAAGUCUUCCGAGACAGCGGCUCCGACGGCUUCCGCGCCUACGACGGACAUGGUGGGGAUGAUACAGGGGGCUUCUUCACCCACUACCCCUGUGUCGUCGGCGUCUUCUUCACCGGCUGGUUCGCCGCCUCGCUCGCCCACUUCUUCGCCAGCCUCCUUGCGGCAGCCUUCACCCACGGUUCCUCCUCCGGUCGUUCAGCCGACGGUGAGGAGGAGUGGGAGGUUUGCUCUUUCGGAGGAUGGGGCGGGGGCGACGGAUGAGGACGUCAUGCAGCGAGCCAUGCGACGCAAGGCGGAGAUGAACCUUGACACGGCAGGUUCCAUUGAAGGUGCUCAGCCAGAGGUUACUGAAGGUGACAACUAG
This is a messenger RNA of Lolium perenne, 996 nucleotides long. Lineage: Eukaryota; Viridiplantae; Streptophyta; Magnoliopsida; Poales; Poaceae. The record is from RefSeq and is a predicted model, not a curated record.